AUGGGGGACCAAGCGCCUUCUGAUCGUACAGUUCGCAAUUGGUAUCAUGAGUUUGAUCGUAACAAUUUCAGUGUUGAAGAUGCUGCCCGUUCAGGUCGUCCUCGAACUGCGAUCAACGAAGAAACAAUUGAUGCUGUCAAAUCAAUAAUCGAAGAUGAUCCUCAUUCAACAUACGAAGAAAUGGAACACACCCUGGGCAUUGGUUCGUCAGCGGUCAAUUCAAUUAUUCAUGAAUAUUUAAAGUUGCACAAGAUUUGUACUCGAUGGGUUCCUCAUCAACUCACCGAUGGCCAAAAACAGUUCCGUAUUCAAUUUUGUCGAGAUUCACUUGAAAGGUUUGAAGGAGGUCAAUCCCGUCAUGUAUUUGACAUUAUAACUGGUGACGAAUCAUGGUUCUAUCAUUAUGAUCCAACAACAAAAGAGCAAUCAAAAGUUUGGGUGUCACAAACUGAUCCGCGACCAACCAAAGUUCAUCGAUACAAAAGUUCAGGCAAGCGAAUGGUGGCGAUUUUCUUCAUGAAAUCCGGUUUAAUCAAGUCCAUACCAUUUGAACGUGAUGAAACGACUGGUCUUCGUGGUCUCAUUUUGCAUGAUGCUACAGCCAGAACUAUUAACGAAUCUCUGGCCGAUAAUCGUGUUGAACCAUAUCGAAAUCCACCGUAUUCUCCAGAUCUAAGACCGUGUGGCUUCUUUUUGUUUGCAAAACUCAAAAAUCAACUACGUGGAAUUCGAUUCGACGACGAACAUGCAAUGCUGAAUGCGUUAGAACAAGCCAUUGGCAGCCUCACAAAGGAUGAUUUCAAAAACUGCUUUGAUGACUGGCUUAUCCGAAUGCACAAGUGCAUUGAUGCUGAUGAACAGUACUUUGAAAAACUACAUUAG
Molecule: messenger RNA, 882 nt
Organism: Didymodactylos carnosus
Lineage: Eukaryota; Metazoa; Rotifera; Eurotatoria; Philodinida; Philodinidae
Source: the annotation of a GenBank genome assembly